This is a messenger RNA of Dermacentor andersoni, 1891 nucleotides long. Its product is annotated as phospholipid scramblase 2-like. Gene Ontology annotation, biological process: plasma membrane phospholipid scrambling. Lineage: Eukaryota; Metazoa; Arthropoda; Arachnida; Ixodida; Ixodidae. The record is from RefSeq and is a predicted model, not a curated record. Gene Ontology annotation, molecular function: phospholipid scramblase activity. Gene Ontology annotation, cellular component: plasma membrane.
CUCCAACUUGCUUUGGCAACUCUUUUCAGUCGCUGCUUUAUGCGAACAGCCUUUUAGAAUUUUUUCAUCGGUGGUCGCGUCGAAGUCAAUGUUCGUUACAGAGGAAUCUGUCAACCAUAAUUAACGAAGAGUGCCACUGUUUACGAAAAAAAAAAAAAAAGAGAGCUAUAAUGGCCUUUAAACACACCGGUUACGAAACUCGCAUUCAGUAACCAGCCACCUCGUGAGACUUUCCGGAGAGAUAGUUGAGGCGUAAUGGCAGCUUGCAGGUUAUACGAUAACUCGCAGUAAUCGGCGAGGUCAUAUCGUUCACUGCGAUUGUUAGUUUUUGUGAACUACGGUAGAUGGCACGGUAAUCUGUUAACGUCUAAAUUCUCAAUCAGCGUUGGCGUCGAUAUUUUCGUACAUCUUUGGCCAGUUUCGCCAUCUUGCACGAAUAAACUGCUCGUGCCUCGUGCCGGCCCGGGGUCCAGCGGGCCGGAAGCAGCAGCAGUUGGCUCCGAACGCUGUCGUCGGGAAGUGGCACACCCGUUUGCGCCAGCGAUCUUCCUCCCAGCCGCCCAGGGUCACAGCUGAACCAGCCGGCAAGAGCGCCGCUGAAAAAAGAAAGAAAGAGCCCUGAAUGCGCAGCGCGAUGCCACCGACACGACCCCCGGUUCCGGCUGUGCGACCCAUGGCACCAACGACGACACCCACUGCGGCGGCGGCGGCUGCUGCUGCUACAAACACACCCGCUGCUCCAACUAUCAGACCCACGGUUCCGGCCCCGGCGGCCCUGAGGGCCGGUGGUGGAGCGGCGGCGAGACCCGCCAUGAUGGCAGCGCCUCCCGCGAUGGCCGCGCCACCUGGAGGCGUCAUGAUGCUACCGGCAGCCCAGCCGCCAGUGAGAUCACGUGGCCCGUUUGUUCAGAUGCCGACGCUACAGCUCGUGCAGCCCAACGUGCAACCGAUAGCGGGCUGCCCCGCCGGACUCGAGUACCUGGCGCACGUCGACCAGCUGCUAGUGCACCAGCAGAUUCAGCUCCUGGAACUGAUCGUGCCAUUUGAGCAGGAGAACAAGUACGUCGUCAAGAACACCAUGGGCCAGUUCAUCUUCAUGGCGUACGAGAAGAGCGACCUGGCCAGCCGCUGCUGCUGCGGCAGCAUCCGGCCCUUCGAGAUGUCGCUGCUCGACUACCGGAGCGUCGAAGUGUUGCGGCUGUACCGGCCGCUCCGCUGCGACAGCUCCUGUUGCUUUUGCUGCCUCCAGGAGAUGGAGGUUCACUCUCCGCCGGGCAACAUCAUCGGCUCGAUAAAGCAAGACUGCUCCGUCAUCUUCCCCUACUUCUCGCUUCGGGACAGCGGCGGCAACGUAGUGCUCCGGAUCAUCGGGCCAUUUUGCACUUCGUCCAUCUGCUGCAACGACGUCGUCUUCGACAUCACGACGAGGGACGGCAAAACAAAGAUCGGCCAGCUCUCGAAGAACUUUAACGGCCUGUUGCUGGAGGCCAUGACCGACAUCGACAACUUCACGGUGACCUUCCCCAUCGACCUGGACGUCAAGAUGAAGGCCACGCUGCUAGGCGCGGUCUUUUUGAUUGACUUCAUAUUCUUCGAGAGCGCCGCCGGUGGGUCCAACAUGGAUCUUCCCGGCAACAUCAUAAAUUAGUUAUUCGACGAUCGCCGAUUUUGUCCUGAUGCCUCCCUAAAGACACACCAGGCUGCUCACACAGGCUGCAGCCGUGACACGUCUUCAGGGCCUGUGCGCGGCCGACUGCGUGUUUCUGAACGCAGCCCCGGCAGUAUUUUCGCGCUCACUGCUACGCUCACGUGAAGCAGCUUGUUUUCCGAUUUCGUCGUGCCCUUCUUGCACGUUGCUUUUCUUGGGCCUGCAGAUCGCGCUAUAAAUUAA